AUGGCGCCGCCGCAGCAAGAGCAGCUGGGCGUCGCGCAGCGCCGCAACCCCCUGCGCACCCUGUUUUCGCGGCGCAACAUCGUCGGCUGCCUAGUGGGUGCCGCCACCGGCGCGGGGCUGCGGCUGGGGCCCCUCGCGGCCGUGGCCGGCUUCAUCGUUGGGCGCUGGGCCUACGGGCACGCCGAGCAGCGCGUUCCCUUCACCUCGCGCGUCCACAUCAUCUUGCUGCCGUCAGCGGCGGAGGCUGCCCUCGGCGCUGUGCUUUACCAGAAAUUUGUGGCCGAGCAGGCCGGCAAGAAGACGCUGCUGGGCAAGCAGCACAAAGAUACGCUGCUGGUGACAUCCGUGGCGCAGCGGCUGAUCAAGGCGCUUGGGGAGGGUAAGGGCGGCGGCUAUCAGAAGCACCUGCGCAGCUUCAGCUGGGAGGUGGCAGUGGUGGAUGAGGAGACGAUGAAUGCCUUUGUGUUCCCCGGGGGCAAGAUCUGCGUCUACACCGGCCUGCUGAAGCUGCUGCGGCGCGACAAAGACCUGCUGGCAAUGGUCAUGGGCCACGAGAUCGCGCACGCCCUGGCGCGCCACAGCACCGAGAAGAUGGGGCUCGGCCUCGGCAUCAGCGUGGCGCUCUCCAUCGUGGCGGCCGCGCUCAACGGCGGCGCCCCUGCCGGCGGCGGCAGGGGUUACGAGGCGCGGCAGCGGCAGGAGGAGGAGCGGUCGAGGCACGCGCGCCACAUGCGGUACUCCCGGCUCGUGGAAGGCGGCGAGGAGGAGGAGGAAGAGGAGCAGCAGCAGCAGCACCAGUAUCCGCAGCAGCACCAGCCUCACGGCGCCGCCGCGCUCGGCGCCACCGCCGCCGCCUCGCGCUACGGCGCUGCCGCCGCGGCCCCACGCAGCGGCGGCGGCACGGCAGGUGCCCCGCAGCUUCCCGUCUGGAUGAGUCAGGACAUGGUUGACCGUUUGACUGCCAUCCUUCUCGAGCUGCCCUUCAGCCGGCGCGCAGAGACUGAGGCGGACCUGAUUGGCCUCAAGCUGAUGACACUGGCAGGCUUUGAUGCGUCCAAGGGGCCCGAGGCGUUCACACUGCUCGCACAGGCGCGGCCCUGA
Monoraphidium neglectum is the source of this 1101-nucleotide messenger RNA. Its product is annotated as peptidase M48, Ste24p. Gene Ontology annotation, molecular function: metalloendopeptidase activity. Lineage: Eukaryota; Viridiplantae; Chlorophyta; Chlorophyceae; Sphaeropleales; Selenastraceae. Gene Ontology annotation, cellular component: membrane. The record is from RefSeq and is a predicted model, not a curated record. The transcript is spliced from 9 exons. The coding region runs from base 1 to 1101 and encodes 366 amino acids.